ACUGCAAGAAAUUAAUUAAUUAAUUAAUUUGCAGAAUGGCUUCUUCUUCUGCUUUAAACUUACCUGUUCUAUCUCUCUGUAAAUCCCCUAAAUUUAUCAAACCUUCAACUACCUUCCUGCAACGUGAUUUUCAUUUAAUCAGCAUCAGAACAAUUAGAGAAUCAAACAGCCUUAGAAAGAGAGCAGUUAUCGUGUGUGGGUUGCCACUGGGUGUUGAUCCAUGGGCACCUUCCAUUGAUUCACAGAGCAUAGCUUCUCAACUUUUCGCUUUUUCUUUGUUUCCUUACAUUGGUUUCUUGUACUUCAUUACCAAAUCAAAAACUUCUCCUAACCUCACCCUCUUCGGUUUCUACUUUUUGCUCGCAUUUGUUGGUGCCACAAUUCCAGCUGGAAUUUAUGCUAAGGUGCAUUAUGGAACUUCUUUGUCCAAUGUGGAUUGGUUACAUGGUGGGGCUGAGUCCCUUCUCACUCUCACUAACUUGUUCAUUGUGUUGGGUUUGAGAGAGGGAAUCAGAAAAGCUGAAAAUUCGGAGAAAAACACUGAAUCGAAGGAAGAGAAGAAACCUGGGAUGAAGGUCUGAUAUUUGGACUCAUUGCUCUUACUAUUGCCAGUGUUAUUGUAAUUUGUUCCAUUGACUCAGAUGUGCCUCCAAAUUUUGGCUGUGAUUUUCUAUAUUUGUCUUAAAAAUCACCGACAGUUUUGCCAUCCUCUCGAUUGUUUUGUUUGUAAAUAAAAUUCUGUAUUUUGUGUAAUUUAUCAUUGAUUGGAAUGAGAUAUUCAAAAAAAUUUGAUGUGCAAUGAUCAGUCUGUUCUCUUUUAUGCUA
Molecule: messenger RNA, 825 nt
Organism: Medicago truncatula (barrel medic)
Lineage: Eukaryota; Viridiplantae; Streptophyta; Magnoliopsida; Fabales; Fabaceae
Exons: 3
Coding region: 36-581 (181 amino acids)
Source: RefSeq, a predicted model, not a curated record